GCGGCCGAAACCAGAUCACUUCAACAUGUAGUGAUUUCCUUCUGCAUCCGGCUGUGUGUGUUUUUACCAGUGUUUUUGUUUGAUUUUUGAGGUUUCUAAACACUUAAUUACUUUCGGAUUGAGGAGGGUGAAGUAAAUAUAGUUUCCUUAGAUUUAUUGAUGGUAAGCUGCAGCUGACGUAUUUGCAAUCAUGGGAUUUGACAUACGGAGACUUGACGUAUACAGGAAAGUUCCUAAGGAUUUGACACAGCCAACACUAGCUGGGGCGGCAGUGUCGGUAUGCAGUAUUUUGUUCAUUGUUUUCUUGCUGCUGUCAGAGUUUACAACUUUCAUCAAACCAGAUGUAGUGAGUGAGUUGUAUGUGGACAAUCCAGGCACCAUUGCACGCCUUGAAGUACGACUGAAUAUUACCCUACCUCGUUUAUCAUGCACAGUACUUGGAUUGGAUAUACAAGAUGACAUGGGCCGCCAUGAGGUCGGAUACGUAGACAACACCAAGAAGAUACCUAUCAAUGAUAACAAAGGAUGUUUGUUUGAAACGAGCUUCUCUGUAAAUAAGGUUCCUGGUAAUUUCCACGUCUCAACACAUGCAGCCGGUAUGAACCAGCCACUGAAACCGGACUUUGCUCAUUUUAUUGAUCAUGUGUCGUUUGGUGAUGAUCUUUCGAAUUCGUCUGUUGGUGAAAGAGCAGCAUUUAAUCCACUUUUAAACAAAGACAGAUUAAAUGCAAAAGCGGAAUCGUCACAUGAUUAUUACAUAAAGAUUGUCCCAACUGUUUAUGAAGAUCUUUGGGGAAACCAGAACAUUUCAUAUCAAUAUACAUUUGCUUAUAAGGAGUAUCAGAAUCACGGGCACGGUCAUCGAGUCUUGCCAGCAAUUUGGUUCCGUUACGACAUCAGUCCAAUAACAGUCAAAUAUCAUGAAAAGAGGGCGCCAUUUUACACCUUUAUCACAACAAUAUGUGCGAUUGUUGGAGGAACUUUUACUGUAGCGGGGAUCAUCGAUGCAUUAAUAUUCACAGCAGCUGAAGUCUUCAGAAAAGCCGAGCUUGGGAAACUCCACUGAUCAGGUUCAUCUCUCCAGUCAGUCGGGAGAUUUAAGCAACUGUAGCGACGUAGAAAACCAGAAAAUUUUAUGACAUUUUUUAUUAGCGGAGAAGUAUUUUCCACACAUGGAUUUGUUGACAUUAAGGUAAGGGAAAGGAUGGCAGAGAAAUUAUUGGUGUGUUUUUAGAUGCUGCAACUUUGUUACUAUCCACAAAAUGUAUUUAAGAUCUUGUUUGAGCAAGUUCAGGUGCACACAUUAGUUGACCUGUGGUUGACCACUGACUAGCAACGUACCUGUGCAGUGACUUAUUUAAUCAAACAACUCAAUUGGAAGUCAACCACAGGUACCACGGUAUUCAACACUCAAUUGCCUUUUGCGUGUUCGCUAUAGUGUCACUGGUUCCCGUCUGUGCUUUACACAUGUUAUUAUGGAUCAGGUUAUUGGGACCAGUGAAGAAA
This is a messenger RNA of Asterias rubens (European starfish), 1506 nucleotides long. RefSeq names its product endoplasmic reticulum-Golgi intermediate compartment protein 1-like. The record is from RefSeq and is a predicted model, not a curated record. Gene Ontology annotation, biological process: endoplasmic reticulum to Golgi vesicle-mediated transport; retrograde vesicle-mediated transport, Golgi to endoplasmic reticulum. NCBI's taxonomy places the organism in Eukaryota, Metazoa, Echinodermata, Asteroidea, Forcipulatida, Asteriidae. Gene Ontology annotation, cellular component: Golgi membrane; endoplasmic reticulum membrane; COPII-coated ER to Golgi transport vesicle. Bases 191 to 1066 code for a protein of 291 amino acids. The transcript is spliced from 10 exons.